Messenger RNA from Ambispora gerdemannii, 660 nucleotides. The record is from the annotation of a GenBank genome assembly. NCBI's taxonomy places the organism in Eukaryota, Fungi, Glomeromycota, Glomeromycetes, Archaeosporales, Ambisporaceae.
AUGGAAUGUUUGCAAGCGCUUAAUGAUUUGAUAUUUCCAAUUCAAAAAUUUGAAUUUGGAUCCGAAUAUUCUCUUCGUGAUUUGCUUCAACCUUCAAUGAUGAGCAACAAAAUGGAAAGUCAGACCAUUACAUCGACAAAACGUCAAAAACUAAAUAAUCAAUUUCGAGAAAGACGGAAGUGUGGCCGCUUGAAUGCUGUGAAAUUAUCGAGGGGCAACGUUUUUUCGCCGAAAUAUCUUAGUGAUGAUCGCAAAGAUGAUAACCUUCCUAAAACACCCGGUCGAAUUUUGGAGCUUCCGACUAUUACCUAUCAUUCGUUUUCUAAAGACAGUGCAAAACUCACCCCGCAUAAUGGAACUGGAAGAAAAUUCAUCAAAGUAAUAUCUUGGUUUGUCUUGCGCUGUAAUCAGGAGAAAUACUUGCUUCGUCUGGAAGACGACAAAUAUCGUUUCUAUGAUACAAGUAUCGAUAAAAAACAUGGGCAAGCGAAGCGAUGCUUAAUAACGCUAAUGCCAAAUCAACAGUCUCGACCUAUGUGCCCACUAACCAGUCAAUCAUUGCCUCCGACGAUAGGUGUGGUAGUCUUUUCUGAUGCUUUGGGUUUUACCAUAUCCAAUGAUAACAUUCAUGACAACCUUUUACUGAUGUCAAAGAAGUGA